Molecule: messenger RNA, 1329 nt
Organism: Thermochaetoides thermophila DSM 1495
Lineage: Eukaryota; Fungi; Ascomycota; Sordariomycetes; Sordariales; Chaetomiaceae
Product: aminotransferase-like protein
Exons: 4
Coding region: 1-1329 (442 amino acids)
Biological process (GO): biosynthetic process
Cellular component (GO): mitochondrion; cytoplasm
Molecular function (GO): L-kynurenine:2-oxoglutarate transaminase activity; pyridoxal phosphate binding
Source: RefSeq, a predicted model, not a curated record
AUGAGCGAGAAACUGAAGCCAGCUGCCCGCGUGGCGGGUCAGCGCCAGGAUGUAUGGUCCAUCAUCAACGAGGCAGCCGCCGCAUCGCCCAAGCAGCCCGUCGUCAACAUGGGCCAAGGCUUCUUCGGUUACAACCCUCCUGACUUCAUCCUCAACGCCGCCAAGGAGGCCCUCAAUCGCGUCGACUGCAACCAGUAUGCGCCGACGCGCGGCCGCCCACGCUUGCUCAAGGCCUUGUCGGAAGCGUAUGCCCCGCACUGGGGGCGCAAGCUGGAUCCCAAUAAGGAGAUCACUAUCACGACGGGCGCUAAUGAGGGUGAGUCUCGUCCUGCCCCUGAACGUCAUCUGUUGGACCUAAUUGACAGUGGUCAAGGCAUGCUCUCCGCCUUCAUGGCCUUCAUCGAGCCCGGCGACGAGGUCAUCGUCUUUGAGCCUUUUUUUGACCAAUACAUCAGCAAUAUCGAGAUGCCCGGCGGCAAGGUCGUCUACGUGCCGAUGCACCCGCCGAAGGACGGCGCAACCAAGACGCUGUCCGCAGCGGAAUGGACGAUCGACUUCGACGAGCUGGAGCGCGCCAUCACCCCACGCACCAAAAUGCUUGUCAUCAAUACGCCGCACAACCCCGUCGGCAAGGUUUUCUCGAGGGAAGAGCUGCAGAAGAUUGCGGAUCUGUGUCUGAAGAAUAAAAUCAUUAUUCUGAGUGAUGAGGUCUAUGAUCGGUUGUUUUAUGUGCCGUUUACUAGGAUUGCGACGUUGAGCCCAGAGGUUGAGCAGAUUACUCUGACGGUUGGGUCGGCGGGCAAGAAUUUUUAUGCCACCGGCUGGCGUGUCGGCUGGUUGAUGGGCCCUCCACACCUAAUCCAGUACGUCUCGGCGGCGCACACGCGCAUCUGCUAUUCAUCGGUCUCACCUCUACAAGAAGCCUGCGCGAUUGGCUUCGAACAAGCCGACGCGCACAACUUCUGGACGACCUGCAUCAAUGAUAUGCAAGCCAAAAUGAAGCGCUUCAACGCCAUCUGGGAUGAACUCAACAUCCCCUACUCGAUCCCCGAAGGUGGAUACUUCGUCAUGGUGAAUCUCGCCAAGGUCCAGAUCCCAGAGGACUAUUCCUUCCCCCCGCACGUGGCGAGUCGGCCACGGGACUUCAAGCUGGCGUGGUUCCUAAUCCAGGAGCUGGGUGUGGCGGCUAUCCCGCCGAGUGAGUUCUAUACGGAUGCGAACGCUCAUAUCGUGGAGGAUUAUCUGCGGUUUGCGGUGUGCAAGCCGGAUGAGGUGUUGGAAGAGGCGAAGGAGAGGCUGAGAGGGUUGAAGAAGUUUUUGAAGCAGUGA